This is a messenger RNA of Perkinsus marinus ATCC 50983, 978 nucleotides long. RefSeq lists its product as hypothetical. Bases 10 to 978 code for a protein of 322 amino acids. The transcript has 10 exons. The record is from RefSeq and is a predicted model, not a curated record. NCBI's taxonomy places the organism in Eukaryota, Perkinsozoa, Perkinsida, Perkinsidae.
AGCAUUCUGAUGUUGAUUCUUUCACAUGGCUUCUCAAAAGGAAGUCGCCAAGCAUGUGGGAAUAUCAUUUCAACGCGAAGGUUCGUAGCUGUUCGAGGCUCGGGGAAUACGGUACCGAAGAGCCAAAUGCCUGGCUCGGCGUUCAGGCAACGAGCACCCCUGUUGCGACGAUCUGGUGACACCACUGCGAGAUCAUUGGCACCCGAUUCGGGCCAGGCUUUGGGAGGGUUAAUGAAGGGGUUGAAGGACUUACUGUUGGGCCGGGAGGAGGACGCUGAGUCGAAGGCUGGUCUCACGGGCGCUCUACGGCAUUCUGUCAGUGAGGCUCGGAAGAGACGAAAGGAUCAGGAUGAGUUUGAGCAGUAUCGGUAUAUGGUAGAAGAACUGAUGAAGCCACAGAUGUGGACUUAUGGGGCCUUCAAAAACUACCAAGAAAAGGUACUGGAAGCAUCGGGGGCUCACUCUAUGAGGGCUAAGUUUUCGGAGGAGUCGGCGGGGAUCGAGCAUAUUAAAAAGGGAAUCAAGGUUCUUGCGGCCAUGAACCCUAUCGAACUUGCCUCGAAUCACAGGGAUGUAUUCACAGAACGCUCGAGAAAGCUCAUCGCAGAGAAGGCAGGAGUUUCGAAGGAAUUCGUCAAUCAAGUUAUCCUCGAGCACGAUGCACUACGUGGUGAUCGGAAAUGGUACAUGAUUAGAAAGCAAUACAACAUGCCGAUGCCCAAGACGUUUGAAGAUCGAGAAUUCAUGGCAAAAUAUGAUCGUCCGAGAUCUCAGAUGGAACGGCAGCAGUUCAAGAAGAUGGUUGCUAAAUAUCAGCUGUGUAACAGAACGCGCUGGCGACAACCUAUCAUCACUGCAGCAUAUAAGAGACAUCGGAGCUCUGGCUUUGAUCGUUGGCGGAAAGUUCCUGUUCGAUGGUUCCCGAGGUGGAAGAAAAACAACAGCGGUCCAAAGCCAGCUCACAUGCUAUUGCGAUGA